Molecule: messenger RNA, 438 nt
Organism: Gongylonema pulchrum
Lineage: Eukaryota; Metazoa; Nematoda; Chromadorea; Rhabditida; Gongylonematidae
Source: the annotation of a GenBank genome assembly
GGAGUGCAAGGCCUGUGGCGUUAUUCCUGGCCACAUGCAUGGCUUGUCUUACCUCAGUUCCUUUAUCGUUCGCCCGAAAUUUUUCACGCUUUCUGUAUUUUUUCAUUUUUCUUGUUUGAUUUGUAUCUUACCUGUGCUCUGUAUCUCUUUUUUGUUGGUCUUCACUGGCUGCUAGUGUUCGUGAUUUUCGUGCUCGGUGAUGUUGGGAUUGUGCUUUCACUUCUUUUCUUUCCAGUGAGCGAUAUCUGUAUUUCCAUUAAUAUUGAUGAUGAUGGUGAUGAUGAUAAUGUUGAUGAUGAUGGUAUUGGUGAUAAUAAUGAUGAUCGUGAUGUUACUGUAACUCACUGCUGUAAUGAGGUACCCUGGGGUAGCUCCUUUCCAUUUUCUGUCAUACAAGAUAAUCCGGUUGCGAUGAAAUUUGACGUGAAAAAAGGCUAA